Pararge aegeria (speckled wood butterfly) is the source of this 2545-nucleotide messenger RNA. It is a transcript of the gene Rab3, whose product is annotated as ras-related protein Rab-3. Lineage: Eukaryota; Metazoa; Arthropoda; Insecta; Lepidoptera; Nymphalidae. The coding region runs from base 340 to 1002 and encodes 220 amino acids. The record is from RefSeq and is a predicted model, not a curated record. The transcript is spliced from 7 exons. Gene Ontology annotation, biological process: protein localization to plasma membrane; regulation of exocytosis; protein secretion. Gene Ontology annotation, cellular component: endosome; synaptic vesicle; plasma membrane. Gene Ontology annotation, molecular function: GTPase activity; GTP binding.
GUGGGAACUUAUCAGGACGGAGGCAACAGCUGUGACCUGUAAGCGCGAAAUACUGUGCAACCCGUCUUAUGGCUUAACAAAGGAGUAAUACAAAUCAACCCUAAAACACUAAUGUAACUACAAUUCAACUCAGUAGAGGUUUGGAGUUCGUAGAAGUAACAAAUUUGAAGAAAUCGAUAAACGUGUGCUGGCAUCCGUUCUAGUUGCGUGAUGCGAAUGUAAAAGGGACAGAUAUAGGCGGCGGGCUUGGGUUACAUCGCUGAAACUCGGUUAACCGAUAAGCGAUAAAAUAUAAAUAUUGACGUCCCUUUGUCGAUUGACUACAGGAACCAAUAAAAGAUGGGUGGCGGAGGUGAUAUGAAAUGGCAGAAAGAUGCAGCGGAUCAGAAUUUCGAUUAUAUGUUCAAGUUGCUCAUCAUUGGAAACAGUUCUGUGGGGAAGACCAGCUUCCUCUUUCGGUACGCGGACGACUCAUUCACUUCAGCGUUUGUUUCAACUGUGGGAAUCGACUUCAAGGUUAAAACUGUUUUCCGCCAUGACAAACGCGUAAAACUACAGAUAUGGGACACCGCUGGACAGGAACGGUAUCGCACCAUCACAACAGCCUAUUAUCGAGGUGCAAUGGGCUUUAUUUUAAUGUACGACAUAACUAAUGAAGAAAGUUUCAACAGUGUCCAAGAUUGGGUAACACAGAUCAAAACAUAUUCUUGGGACAAUGCACAAGUUAUCCUAGUGGGUAACAAAUGUGACAUGGAGGAAGAACGCGUAGUGAGCGCUGAACGAGGAAGACAACUUGCCGAGCAACUUGGCGUUGAGUUCUAUGAGACAAGUGCUAAAGAAAACAUAAACGUAAAGACGGUGUUUGAGCGGCUGGUCGACAUAAUCUGCGAUAAAAUGUCGGAAAGCCUCGAUUCAGAACCUGCUAUGCUAGCAGGUGGUGGUCGUGGACAACGUCUUACGGAACAACCUCAAGGCAACAGCAACCCUAACUGCAACUGUUAAUAUGAGUCAUUUUAUUUCGGCAAAGAUCAUCUGUAAAAGAACUCCUUGAUUAUACUGGCACCAAUAAAAGCCUGUCAUUAACCAGCAGCACUGAAAUCACACCAUAACAAAACAAAGCACAUUAUGUUUGCAUCUAAAUGUUGUCCAGUAUCUUCAAGCCUUUACAAUACAUUUUAAACAGAAAUGUUCUACUUACAACUAACACAGUAUAAAAAAUUUCAAUGGUUCCUCGUGAUUCGCCAAGACCUUUGUUAAUUUUUCGUAUUUAUAUAAAUUUUUGAUGUCCCUAAAUGUGUUUUCUUGAUAUUAUAAUGAACUUUCAUUGGCAUUGUUCCAGUUUAAUUCAUUAUUAAAGUUAGAGAGUAAUAAUAUCAUUAUAUUGUUAAAUCUGUGUAACAAUAAUGGUCAUUUAUGUAUUAGUAUUAUUAAUUUAGGUGUUAGCAUAUAUUGCGAGCUGGAGUAGAGAUCUGACAAUUCUAUACUUAAUAGAUGUUUAUUCUAAUUUAAGAAUUUUUAAAUAUUUCGUUUCGCUUCUAGUGAUAAUUUUAAGCAACCGUGUUACGUGCAAUUUAAGGUUAUUUCUUUGUCAUUCUUUUAUGAGGUUCAUGUACUACAACGACUUCUAUUAUAAGAGUUUUACUUAGGUUGUGCUAAAAUAAUUUGCGCAUUUAACAGUUAUUUCUGACAUUUAGGAUUGGGAAGGAAAUAAACUUGUGGAAUUUGGACCAAAGUCAACAUUUUCAGGUUAUUAUACAUAUAUUAGAUUUUUUUUCGAAAAGCGCAAAAUAUUUUUAGGCAUAAUUUAACACUUGGUAUACCUUAUCUUAUAUUUUAUUAAACUGGGAUAAUGUAAGGAAUUCCUAAAGCGAUGGAUACAAAAUUUUCUAUUCCUUUACUACCUUUUUGCUAUGAGAAUCAAUAAAUAAGCAAUGAAAUUUUAAUCCACUAUUUGAAAGUCAAUUCUUUACUCAAGUCGACUUAAAUAUAAUAAAAUUAUCGAGGAUAAUAAUUGAUCUAAUUUUUUCACUAUUCAGUUAGGAUAUAUGAUACACAAUGAUACUUAUCUAAUAAUAAAUCAAAUGGCAAUAAAACACCAAACCAAAGUUCAACAUCAAAAUCGUAGAGAAAUUCAUGGGCCUACAAAUAACAAAAAGAUGCUGAAAUGUACGUAAACUCUACCUUUACUUUACUUCUAAAAAUCUCAGUUUUAAAGUUUUCUUAUAGUGUCCCAGUUGUAUAAAACACACAUGUAAUUAAUUAGUUAAUUUAAUAGAAAUUAUUUUAUCUUAUUUUUAGCUUAAAUAAUUAAUUAAUUUUUCUUAACAUGACAUAGUGUAAGAGCUUGUACUUCUGACGUACCUAACUUCACAUGAAAAUUUGUGUAUUAUGCACAAAUCGACUAUGAGCUACUAUUUAUGAUUAAAACAAAAGGUACUAGCCCUUGAUCAACUUAAAUAAUGAUGCACUUCAUUGCUUCGUAUUAGAUGUCAAAAUUUAACGUUAUAUUGUAAUCUGUUGUCGUUCGAAUUAAAAAUAUGACUUU